Messenger RNA from Bombyx mori (domestic silkworm), 5194 nucleotides. RefSeq names its product ecto-nucleotidase. Lineage: Eukaryota; Metazoa; Arthropoda; Insecta; Lepidoptera; Bombycidae. Gene Ontology annotation, molecular function: metal ion binding; nucleotide binding; 5'-nucleotidase activity. Gene Ontology annotation, biological process: AMP catabolic process. The record is from RefSeq and is a predicted model, not a curated record. The transcript is spliced from 4 exons. Bases 363 to 2129 code for a protein of 588 amino acids. Gene Ontology annotation, cellular component: plasma membrane.
GCAUGUUCAAAUACUUUUAUAUUUUAACUCGUUUAGAAAUAAUACGUUAGGAAAUGGAGGAUACUUGCCUCAAUCUUACAGCGAUAAGAUAUUUUCCAUAUUGGAAACGCUACUACGUUUUUCAAUUACGAAUCAAUGAAAAUUGAAAAACCAGCGCCCGCGCAGCUUAAUAAACUACUCCAGUGAGUUUCGUCGAAGACAUGUUUAUUGCGGGAGCAUAGAUUAUACACAACAGUAAGCAGUUACGCGCCAACCACCGCGUGGAGUGCAUGGACGCGCUCUAAAGAUAAAAAAAAGUUUAAGGAAAUGUCUACGAAAAAAAAUUAAUAAAAGUUAGUUAAUCUCGUGCAUCACAAAAAAAAAUGGAAUUUUUAACGCAGCUGAUAGCAACGUUAGCGGUGGUGACGCUCACGGGUUGCAGCGUGGCGCGUACGAACAAGGACGGUACAUUUGAGCUACUGAUCCUGCACAACAAUGACAUGCACGCCAAGUUCGAACAGACCUCGCAACUGAGCGGAGUGUGUACCGAAGCCGACAGGAAUGCAGGAAAAUGCUACGGAGGUUUCGCGAGGGUCGCUUACCUGGUAAAGCAGGCUCGCAAAGCAGCUCAGACAGGCGAAGGCCCUCCGGUGCUGUAUCUCAACGCUGGUGACACGUACACGGGCUCGCCCUGGUUCGCCCAGUACAAAUGGAAAAUAGCUGCAGAGUUCAUCAACGCUCUUCAACCGGAUGCUGUGUCGCUGGGUAACCAUGAAUUUGACAAUGGUGUUUCAGGCUUGACACCUUUUAUACAAAAUGUUACAUGUCCAGUACUGGCUUCAAAUCUUAUUCUGACCAACGAACCAAGUUUGGAAGUGGAAAGCAAUCUCAUGAAAUCUAUUAUAUUAGAUAUAAAUGGAACUAAAAUAGGCGUUAUUGGAUAUUUAACUCCGGAUACAAAAUUUACAGCAAUUAAAAAUAAUAUCGAGUACAUUGAAGAAAUCGAAGCGAUAAAAACAGAAAUAUCAAAUCUCAAAAAAUUUAAUGUGGAAAUCUUUAUUGGUCUAGGGCAUUCUGGUUUUGUCAAAGACCUCGAAAUCGCGAAAGAAGUAGAAGAUAUUGAUUUAAUAAUUGGAGGCCAUACAAAUACAUUUUUAUGGAACGGUCCAGCUCCUGAUAUAGAAAUUCCUGAAGGACCUUAUCCUACUAUGGUCAAACAGAAAUCAGGACGACUCGUACCAGUAGUCCAAGCAUAUUAUAACACAAAAUAUUUAGGGAAACUUAAUUUAAUUUUUGAAAACGGUGAAAUUGUUCGGUACGAAGGAAAUCCUAUUAUUCUAGACAGCACAGUACCAGAGGACGAAGAUGUUUUAAAAAUAAUACAAAAAUAUCAAGCUGAUAUGGCAAAAUUUUUAAACGUAGUUGUAGGUAGUACAACAAUAAUUUUAGAUUCGCGAAAAUGUCAGUUAAAAGAAUGUAACAUCGGAAAUUUAAUAUCCGAUGCGAUGGUUGAAAAGUACGCAUCGGAAUAUAACGGAGAUGGAUGGACAGAUGCCCCAGUAGCUAUAAUUCAAGGUGGAGGCAUAAGAGCUUCAGUUGCACAUUUAAAUUAUCCAGCUGAAAUCACUAAAGGAGAUUUACUAAUGGUGCUACCAUUCGAUGGUAACAUGAUGAGAGUUACUUUAAAUGGCACCACAAUUAAGAGUAUGCUUGAGCAUUGUGUAGCCAAUUACGAACCGAUGCGACGUCGCGGACGCUUCCUGCAAAUGUCGGGAAUGAACGUCGUCUAUGAUAUAGAAAAUCCACCUGGAAAUCGACUGAGCGAAAUUUACAUUCGAUGUAGUAACUGUGAGAUACCCAAAUACGAACCAUUGAAUAUGACUGCCGCAUACAACAUUUUGAUGUCAUCGUUUUUAUAUUAUGGAGGCGAUGGCUACGUAAUGUUUGAAGAGCUACCUAAAGUUGUUCUGAACUAUAACGAGUUACUAUGUACUACAGAAUAUUUAAUGAAACAUAGCCCUGUUUACACAGGAGAGGAAAGAAGAAUUGUUUUUAAAAAUGAGAAUCGAAUAAUACUAAACUCGUCCGCGAACUUCACUGUCUCGCUUAUCUCAUUCCUAAUGCCGUUAUUGUUAAUUAUUACAGUUUAAAAUUAACUAACAUAAAGCAUUGGAUAAUCUUCUAACUUCAUUCAAAACUAUUUCCACUUAAAAUUUAGGAACAAAUAGUAAGAUAAAAUUGUGAUAAAUACAUUUAGUUUAGUGUAUAUUUAAAAUUUAAGAUAUUGUUAAAUGUAUGUAUAAUACAAUUAAUAUUCACAAACUUGUGUCCUAAAAUAAGUUAUUUUUCAAUACAAACGAAGACAGCACAGUCUACAGUCAAUCUUAAAUUUAUGUCGUUGAGCUUAAGCGUCUCAACAUUUCUAUUGAUAGCAAUAUGGUAGUAAUCACAAUGAACAGUACUUACUGUACUUUUACGAAUGUAUGAAAUAUUCUGUGAGAUAACAUGUAUACAGGGUGUCCCAGAAAGAAUGGAUAAUCCUUAAACCCCGCACGGGACAGCUCUCCAGCGCUCAGAAAAAAAUAUCUAAAAAAAAGAAUUCCAAGUGAUACCCAAAAUAUGAUUUUUUUUAGAAAAACAUACGUUAUUUUUACUUUACUUCACAUUCAUGUGCACAACGGCCACAAAGUUAUGAAAUUUGUGGCGUUUUUGGUGUCAUCUUGUUCCUGAUAGACUAUACUACUAGAAAUACAUUAAAUAAUAUAAGUAUCUAUGAUACUUUUUUCAAAAACAAAAUAAGAACUUUAAUUUUUAACCUGAAAUUUGAUACCAAAAUAAUUUUGGCGUAGUUUGAGAGUGUUUCAUGUAAAAAAAAAGUAUGAAAACGUAAGUGGCCAGCUAUUUUAAAAAAAUGCGCAGCUCAUACAGCUUACAAAAUGGUAUCAUACAUCUUUUUAUCUAAUACAACUACGAAGUUAUUGCUAUUGAGAUGCAAAAAGAGUAAAUACGACUAAAAAUAAAAAAUAAGUCUUAAUAAAUUUUAAUAAUAAUAAAAAAAAUCGGGUGUACAUAAAUCAAGCUUUAUUCACAACAGGUGUUCAAGUUGUCUGCCACCGACUCUAAUAUACGCUCGACAUCUUCUAUUAGAGGCUCUACUAAGAUAACGUCCAUAGCGUCGUUCAUUUGGAACGGUCAAAAUGGGACCCAAACGAUCAAUCCAUUUAUUUGGAUACGUGGCAUUUAAAUAAGAAGGGACGUUUGUACCAUAAUGUGCAGGGCAGCCAUCAUUCUGUAGCCAAUGGGAUUCCCUUACCUUCUCAGGCACUUUUUCCACUAAGUUCAGGAGAUCAUUUUGCAAAAAAUUUAAAUAACUAUGAGAAGAUAAAUUUGCCGGCAGUUCGAAAGGACCAAUAAAUAUCCCGUUCAAUAUACCAGUCCAAUAAGUCUUAAUUAUUGAUCAUGCCAACACUCAAGACAUUGUUUUUGACGAAAUUCAGCAAGACCCCUCUGUAAGAACAAUAUCACGGCGUACUGGAAUCCCGAAAACGACCGUGCACCGUGUACUGAAAAUAAAUAAAUAUCAUCCUUACCAUAUUAGACGCGUCCAAGCUCUGCAACCGAGAGAUUACAAUGCAGAUUGUUUUUUUGUCGGCAAAUGCUUGCAAAAAUAGAAGAAGAUCCACAAUUCUUUGGAAAAAUUCUAUGGAGCGACGAAUCUACUUUAAAAAAAGACGGAUACUUUAAUAAUGCAUAAUCUGCACAGCUGACAACUCUCGAAUCCAAAUUUAAUGCGAGAAGAGAGGUCGCAAUACCAGUUCAAAGUAAAUUAUUGGACUGGUAUAUUAAACGGGAUAAUUAUUGGUCCUUUCGAACUGCCGGCAAAUUUAUCUUCUCAUAGUUAUUUAAAUUUUUUGCAAAAUGAUCUCCUGAACUUAGUGGAAAAAGUGCCUGAGAAGGUAAGGGAAUCCCAUUGGCUACAGAAUGAUGGCUGCCCUGCACAUUAUGGUACAAACGUCCCUUCUUAUUUAAAUGCCACGUAUCCAAAUAAAUGGAUUGAUCGUUUGGGUCCCAUUUUGACCGUUCCAAAUGAACGACGCUAUGGACGUUAUCUUAGUAGAGCCUCUAAUAGAAGAUGUCGAGCGUAUAUUAGAGUCGGUGGCAGACAACUUGAACACCUGUUGUGAAUAAAGCUUGAUUUAUGUACACCCGAUUUUUUUUUUAUUAUUAAAAUUUAUUAAGACUUAUUUUUUAUUUUUAGUCGUAUUUACUCUUUUUGCAUCUUAAUAGCAAUAACUUCGUAGUGGUAUUAGAUAAAAAUAUGUAUGAUACCAUUUUGUAAGCUAUAUGAGCUGCGCAUUUUUUUUAAAUAGCUGGCCACUUACUUUUUCAUACUUUUUUUUUACAUGAAACACUCUCAAACUACGCCAAAAUUAUUAUGGUAUCAAAUUUCAGGUUAAAAAUUAAAGUUCUUAUUUUGUUUUUGAAAAAAGUAUCAUAGAUACUUAUAUUAUUUAAUGUAUUUCUAGUAGUAUAGUCUAUCAGGAACAAGAUGACACCAAAAACGCCACAAAUUUCAUAACUUUGUGGCCGUUGUGCACAUGAAUGUGAAGUAAAGUAAAAAUAACGUAUUUUUUUCUAAAAAAAAUCAUAUUUUGGGUAUCACUUGGAAUUCUUUUUUUUAGAUAUUUUUUUCUGAGCGCUGGAGAGCUGUCCCGUGCGGGGUUUAAGGAUUAUCCAUUCUUUCUGGGACACCCUGUAUAAUGCAGCGGCCGUGGAACUUUUUUAAUUAUUACCCAAAAUAUUUUUGUGUAAGUUGAUAUUACCCCAUGGCGAAGAACAAAAAAAACGAAAUCGCUUCUUUUUAGCAUCAUUCAUAUUAAGUAUAGCCCCCAUGAUAAUUUUGAAAAGAAAACAAUACCUAAAAGUUUAAUUUAAACAUCAUUUAUUCAAUUUAUCAAUGUAAUACCUAGUAAUACAUAACGGUAAUAAUAGUAAUUUAAGUAAUAUACAGUUGAGGAAAAAAAAUCGCCUCCUCAGAAAAUAUAAGUAAAUGAUAAUUUCUUGUUAUUUUAUAAUUCAUAUGAUAUUUUUUUGUAUUACUAAACGAAAAAUCUAGUUUAAAUUUUAUAUAUAGCCCCCAUAAAAAAAACCUUUUUUAAUUUAAAUAAUUUUUUUCGGGAAGUUUCACUUCAAUAUAUACUUUUUACUCACCAAA